This is a messenger RNA of Petromyzon marinus (sea lamprey), 2569 nucleotides long. RefSeq names its product Bardet-Biedl syndrome 4 (gene BBS4). Gene Ontology annotation, biological process: protein localization to cilium; cilium assembly. Gene Ontology annotation, cellular component: ciliary basal body. NCBI's taxonomy places the organism in Eukaryota, Metazoa, Chordata, Hyperoartia, Petromyzontiformes, Petromyzontidae. Gene Ontology annotation, molecular function: protein binding. The record is from RefSeq and is a predicted model, not a curated record.
CGGCCACCUAAAGCGUCGUAUCCAAGGAGGGGUCCUCGCCCCCCACCCCUUAGCGACCGCAUACAAACAAGAUGGCGGACGCGGAGAAUGCAGAGAGCGAAGCCAUGCCUGAAAGUCACGGUGUGGCAAAGCCUUCUGGACAGAUCAUGUCAGCCCCUCGUGCCAGGGCUAAGAAGGCGCCUGAGAUGCCCAUCUUCGAGCGGCGCAACUGGCUCAUCCACCAGCACUACGUCCGCAAGGAUUUCGACACCUGCAAGGUUAUUAUUAAAGAACAGCUACAAGAGUCCCAAGGCAUGUGUGAAUAUGCUGUGUACGUUCAAGCCCUGAUAUUUCGCCUGGAGGGGAAAAUCCAGGAGUCACUGGAGCUGUUUCAAACGUGCGCCAUCCUCAACCCACAGAAUGCAGAGAACCUCAAACAAGUGGCUCGCUCACUGUUCCUGCUGGGAAAGCACAAGGCAGCUAUUGAAGUCUACAAUGAAGCAGCCAAAAUGAAUGAGAGGGACUGGGAAAUCAGCCACAACCAAGGGGUGUGUUACAUGUACCUAAAAGACUAUGAGAAGGCGAAGGAGUGCCUGAACAGCGCGUUACAGUGCAGUCGCCACGACCUGACGUCUGGCGUGCUAGGACGCGUGCACCUGCUGGAGGGCGACGCGGAGCGCGCCAUCGAAGUCUACCGCCGCGCCAUCGAGCAUUCUCCAGAAAACACUGAGCUGUUGACAACUCUCGGAUUGCUAUACCUGCAGAUGGGGUCAUACCAGAGGGCUUUUGAACAUCUUGGAAAUGCAUUGACAUAUGAUCCUACAAACUACAAGGCCAUCCUGGCAGCGGGCAGCAUGAUGCAAACACAUGGCGACUUCGACGUGGCCCUCACCAAGUACCGCGUGGCGGCGCACUCCGCUCCCGAGUCCCCGCCGCUCUGGAACAACAUCGCCAUGUGCUUCUUCGGCAAGAAGAAAUACGUGGCUGCCAUCAGCUGUCUGAAGCGGGCACACUACCUGGCACCGUUUGAUGGCAAGGUGCUGUACAACCUGGGCCUCGUGCACCUGACCAUGCAGCAGCACGCUUCUGCCUUCCACUUCUUGAGCGCCGCUAUAAGCCUCAUGCCACGCAUGGGCGAGCUCUACAUGCUGCUGGCAGUGGCUCUCAACAACUUGGGCGACCCAGAGAAUGGGCGGCGAGCAUACGAGCAGUCCGUCGCGCUCGAUGAAGUGAAUCCACUGGCGAGCCUCAACUUCGCAGUGUUCCUCUACAACCAGGGGGACAAGAAGGCAGCGCUGGCACAGUUCCAUGAACUCGAGGCCAAGGUGGCCAAGCAGAGGGAGGAGAAUGCCAACGUCGAGUUCGAUCCGGAGAUGCUGGACACAGCCCACAAGCUGGGAGGUGCGCUGCAAGUUGCUGAGAGCCCCAUCUGGGCCAAACCGGCCAAGGAUGCCAGGCUUAAGGCACGCGCACCGGCUGCGGCCAAGCCCACUGCCCCCCAGCAGCCCCUGGGCACCAACCAGGUGCUGGGGCAGGCCAUGUCCUCAGCUGCUGCAUACAGCAAAUCUCUCAUCAGUGGUGGAGGCUCCAUGCAGACCAAGGCACAUGCGAUGCCUCUGGAACCUGACCCAUCAGCUGUGGGAGCUCAAGAGGAAAGAGGAAGCUCUCCUUCUUCAGAGUGCCCACGGGAGUGAGCGACACACAUGGGAACAGUUGCCAUUCCACCUCCACUUGCUGUCACCCGACGUCCCACCAGUCCUCUACCCAAGCCAUGCACAUUCCCCGUUAGAUGUUCCUAUUUUGAUCUUUUUAUCAUUAUGUACUGUAUUAAAAAAACAAUGCCUCGCUGACAAAGGUGUCCACUAAGCAAGUACUAUUUAUAUAUUAAAUAAUAUUUUUGUAGUGUUGUGUGACUUUGCAUUUCCAGGUGCAAAUUAUAUAUUUAUAUACAGUCUUCUGACACUAGCUUAAUGACUUAAGUUUCCUUAGUUGAAUGUAAGUGUUUUUAUAUCAGUGCAGUUUGUCUAAUUCAUUUUCGUAUAAUGUGUGUUCAGUGUUGCUUUGAAUAUUCAUUUAAACAGCCUUGAAACUGAGAUCAGUACAUGUUUUGGAGCAAUACAAAAGGCUAGCUCAAUACGUGUAGUGACAGGGUGCCGCCAUCUGUUGACCAUGAGGGAUAACUACGGGUUUGGGUGCGCUAUAUAACAGCCAACCAUAAGGGGGGUGUAACUGGGCCAAGGAUGAGAGGCGGGGAUCAGUCGGGAAGCUCCUGGAACCUGCAUGAGAGUUGUAGAGGGGGGGGGCGUGACCAGAGGCAGGGCUUGGCCACGCUGAGGAGGAUAUAGGAGGGCGGUAACCGGAGGUUCGGGGCUGUCGGGGUUCGGGUCCUGGCUGCUGUCGCUGUCAUCUCUUCAUCGUCGUCCGGCCGUAUCGCCGAUCCGCUGUACAGUCUCCGUCAUCGCUGUAUAGUCAGCCAGCUACAGUGAGGGAAAAAAGUAUUUGAUCCCCUGCUGAUUUUGUACGUUUGCCCACUGACAAAGAAAUGAUCAGUCUAUAAUUUUAAUGGUAGGUUUAUUUGAACAGUGAGAGA